UGUUGACGUUCUGGUUGUGGGGAAAGAUGGCGGCGCGCUGGAGCAGUGAGAAUGUGGUGGUGGAGUUUAGAGAUGCACAGGCUACUGCCAUGUCAGUGGACUGUCUCGGCAUGCACGCCGUUCUCUCUGGGAGACGAUUUUUAUAUGUUGUCAAUCUGGAGACGCCGUCUGAAGCUCCACGCAAAAUCAGCCGCCAGAGCAAAUGGGAUGUUGGGACGGUCCAGUGGAAUCCACACAGAACCGAGGCGCAUUUAUUUGCUGCAUCUAGUAACCAGCGUGUCGAUCUGUAUGCAUGGCGUAAUGGAUUUGGCGAGCCACACACGUCUUUGCAAGGCCACACACGUGUUAUAAGUGAUUUGGACUGGUCCUGGUUUGAUCCAGAAUUGCUUGUCACUAGUUCUGUGGACACAUACAUUUACAUAUGGGACACAAGGGACACACGGAAACCGACUGCGGCGUUGUCUGCUGUGGCCGGAGCCUCUCAGGUUAAAUGGAACAAACGGAAUCACUACUGUUUGGCCUCCAGUCAUGAUGGAGAUGUCAGAAUCUGGGAUAAGAGGAAACCCAACACUGCAGUAGAGUAUGUAGCAGCCCACCUAUCAAAGAUCCAUGGUUUGGAUUGGCACCCCGAUAAUGAAUACAUCCUGGCCACUUCUAGCCAAGACAACUCUGUUCGGUUUUGGGAUUACAGACAACCUCGGAAGUACCUCGAUAUCUUGCCGUGUCAGGUGCCUGUUUGGAAGGCCAGAUACACGCCCUUCUCUAAUGGGCUGGUUACAGUGAUGGUUCCUCAGCUCCGCCGAGAGAACAGUCUUCUCCUGUGGAGCACGCUGGAGCUCAACAGCCCCGUUCACGCUUUUGUGGGACAUGAUGACGUCGUGCUGGAGUUUCAGUGGAGACCGCAGAAGGAAGGUUCCAAAGACUGCCAGCUGGUCACAUGGUCCAGAGAUCAGAGCCUGAGGAUAUGGAGAGUAGACCCUCAACUCCAAAAGCUGUGUUGUGCGAAUGACAUCGUGGGUGAGUUGAUGGAGGGCUUGACCCUCACUGCAGACACAGAGAAGACGCUGCGAGCGCAAGACUCUGAACCUCCACUCAGUCCUGGACUGACAGAGAAUUCACAAGAUCAGUUUGAAGGCCCGGGGUCCGGCCUGACGUCAGGUGGUAGGAAUGAUGUUUCGGGUUUGCCUCAGACGCUCCAGCAGGAGUUUUCUCUGGUCAACCUGCAGAUUCGCAACGUCAACGUGGAGAUGGAUGCCGUUAACGGCAGUUGCUUCGUGUCAGCCGACUGUGGAGCCAACCGGGUCCGUCUCGUCGUGAAGUUUCCCGCCCAGUAUCCCAACAACGCAGCUCCGUCUUUCCAGUUUGUCCCGCCAACAAACAUCUCAUCGUCCAUGAAGAGCAAAAUACAGAAGAUCUUGACUGAUACAUCGCUUCAGAAGGUGAAGAGAAACCAGAACUGUUUGGAGCCGUGUGUUAGACAGCUGGUGUCUUGUUUGGAGUCAGAUAUGGAGGACGGUACAAACCCCUAUGGGCUUACCAAUCCGGUGACACCUGCCCUUCCCACUUUUCCCCGAGUGACCAACACAUACGGCUCGUACCAGGACGCCAACAUCCCGUUUCCUCGCACCUCAGGGGCUCGCUUCUGCGGGACAGGUUCCUUGGUAUAUUUCACACGGCCCAUGACUAUGCAUCGUACAGUCCCUACGACUGAACCCACUCCCAGGUCGCUGUCGGCUCUCUCCGCGUAUCACAGCGGGGUGUUGACGCCCAUGAAAAUGCGAACAGAGUCUCAGUCCACGCUGAGGCUGUACAGCGGGAGUCCAACACGCACAGACAAAGAUCAAGUCUCCAUCUCAUCCUUUUACUACAAAGAGCGAAAGUCACGCCGGUGGAAAGGCAAGCGAGAGGGAUCUGACUACAGCAACAGACCCAUCAAACUGGCUGGUAAAGUCAUCAUUCAGGAAAUCUCCUGUCUGCUUCCUGUGCACAAAGCCCUCGGGGAGACAUACGUGCUAAAUGUUAAUGACAUACAGGACACUUGUAAGAAGAACGGAGCAGCGGCAUUAGCUGUGGGCCGCAGGGAUUUAGCAAAGGUAUGGGCUCUUGCCUCGGCUGCCACGAAUCUUGACCUCAAUCCUGACCCUGACCCUGAUGCUGGGACACCCUGGGCCAAACAUCCUUUCGGGCGACACCUGUUGGAGACAUUGCUCGAGCACUAUAGUCAAAUGAGUGACGUUCAGAGUCUGGCCAUGUUGUGUAGCGUGUUCAGAGGUCACACCAGUCCUCAGGAAUACUUCACUCUGUACGGACAUCAGCAGGCGCGACCGGUCAUCUUCACAUCUCAUCACUCUCGAUAUCCCAGCGUCACCUCCUGUUCUCUAACAUCCGGAUCAUGUUCUAGUACCUCAGAUUCUACAGCAACUCCUUGGAAUAUGGUUUCAGGUGGUCGUGAGUCUGAACAUGCGCCGCCCUGGGGAGAAUCCUCUCCGGAUGACUAUCGCUAUGCAAACCAGAUUUACACUGACCCACGAGAGCGAGAGAAAGAGCAGCACGAUAUGAACAAAAGGUUACUGGAUCCUUCCAAUGCCUUCCAGUUUGACGACUUUAAGAAAUGUUACGGUGAGAUCCUGCACCGCUGGGGUUUGAAGGAAAAGAGGGCAGAGGUUCUCAAAUUUGUUUCUUGCCCUCCAGAGCCCCACAAAGGCAUAGAGUUUGGCGUUUACUGCUGCCACUGUCGCAGUCAGGCCCGAGGCACCCAGUGUGCCGUCUGCAAGCGUUUCACCUUCCAGUGUGCCAUCUGUCACGUGGCUGUACGAGGCUCCUCUAACUUCUGCCUGAGCUGUGGCCACGGAGGACACACCAGUCACAUGAUGGACUGGUUCCGCUCUCAAGACGUCUGCCCCACUGGCUGCGGCUGUCACUGCCUUCUGCAAAGCACUUUCUAAAACUUUCUGAAAAACCCUGGUGACUUAGAGGAAUAGUUCGCACACACACAAAAAGGAAAAUCCUGUCGUCAUGUACUCGCCCCAACUUUUUGUAUGACUUUCUCACUUCUGUGGAACACAAUACAGAACGAUUUAGAGAUUGUAACGGUUGUAAUUAGUCCCAAUGGGGACUGAGGUUUUUGAAGCUUAAAGCGAUAGUUCAACCAAAAAUAAACUUGCUGCCAUCGUUUAUUCACACUCAUGUUGUUCAAAACCUGUAUAUGAUUCUGCUGUGGAACACAAAAGAAGAUAUUUUGAGAAAUGUCUCGGUGGUUUUGUGUCCAUACUAUUGGAAGUCAGUGUUGUUUGGCUGCCAGCAUUCUUCAAAAUAUCUUAUUUUGUGUUCUGCAGAAGAAAGAAACUCAUACAGGUUUGAAAUGACAUGAGGGAGUAAUACAGUAAGUAAAUGAUGGAAUUUAAAGAAAAAGAGAAAACAAAUGUUAGUUUUGCUAAACUAUCCCUUUAAAGAUGGAUAUAAAAUCAACAACAAAAAAUAAUAAUAUUAAAAGUAAUACAAAAUAAGUUUUGAAAUAUAAUUUUUUUCAGUGACAAUGACAGAAUUUUAAUUUUUGGUGAGCUGUUUCUUUAAGAGAGCAGGUUUUGAUUCGUCAAGAUAUGCCUCAAAACUCUUGUUUGUACUGUAACGACUCCUCUGCAUGAAGUCAUUAAGAGAAACCAAUCCAUCUCGGUCGGAUAGACUAACAACUGACUGUUCAAGUGUUCAAUUAUGUUCUAUGCAGGAGCCUCAAACAUUAAUCUUACAAUAGGUCAAACCAGCCUAGUUAGUGAAUUCAGAUGUUAAGUAGUGCUGUUUUUUUUGCAAAUUUCUACCUGUUUAAAUGAGUAGAUGAUAUAUUUGCUCUACAAGGUGCCAACAAAGUUCAUCUGUGAAUCAUUUGUUAAAAGGGAAGAGACAUCAGAGCUAGUUGCUGAUUUUUUUUGGGGGGGGGAGGUUCUACAACAUGUUUAUUUUCAGAUGUUCUGAAUGAUUUUUUCAGUUAAAACGACUAUUUAUAAAGUGUGUUUCUUGUCCCGCAGAGGAGAAAACUCUUAUGGAUGAACCAGCAUGUACAGUGUGCCACAAGAAACACAUCUGAUAGGACCGUGACCAGUAUAUGCCAAUUGAUUUGUUUGGAUGGAUUUGAUUUGAUUUGUAAUGCUGCAGGAAAUCUUCCUGCUAUUUGUUUGUUGAAUGUUCUAAUAACAAUGUAAAUUAAACAUGUUGAUUCUCAUUACUACCUCGUAAAUCAAAAGGCAAAAUUCAUGUUUUUUUAACUUGAUAAUAGCAAAUAAAGCUAUUAAGAAUGUCACAUACUGGUUUAACUUGAUUCUCAAUAGGGAAAUCAAAAGCAAAAUGUCUUUAUUAAAUAAUGUU
Molecule: messenger RNA, 4359 nt
Organism: Triplophysa rosa
Lineage: Eukaryota; Metazoa; Chordata; Actinopteri; Cypriniformes; Nemacheilidae
Gene: wdr59
Product: WD repeat domain 59
Exons: 26
Coding region: 27-2945 (972 amino acids)
Molecular function (GO): protein binding
Source: RefSeq, a predicted model, not a curated record